Molecule: messenger RNA, 1281 nt
Organism: Penicillium maclennaniae
Lineage: Eukaryota; Fungi; Ascomycota; Eurotiomycetes; Eurotiales; Aspergillaceae
Product: serine/threonine-protein kinase chk2 (cds1)
Exons: 3
Coding region: 1-1281 (426 amino acids)
Biological process (GO): mitotic DNA damage checkpoint signaling; protein phosphorylation
Cellular component (GO): nucleus
Molecular function (GO): protein binding; ATP binding; protein serine/threonine kinase activity
Source: RefSeq, a predicted model, not a curated record
AUGGCGUCUCGUGAGAAGAGCUCUUUAAAGCGAGGCAGGGCCAGUAUCGACGCCGACUCCUCGGAUCUCAAGAAACCGCGACGCUCCCAGAGAAUCUCCAGCCAGCAAGAAACCUUGGAAACGCCAGUCGACCGAGACUAUCUACCAACCCCGUUGACUGAUGCUCGUUCGACCGCCACAGACAUCCCCAACGAGGUCACGGCCACUCCUCCGGACAGCCCGAGUCAUCAUCGCCAACAGUCUCCGACUCAUGUCAACUUCUCACAGGGCCUUUCCUCUCCGCCAGGUGACACCCAAGCACUCUCCCAGUUUGUCUAUCCUCCCAGGGCAUUUGCAGACGAAGUGGAAGAUGAAAGUGGGGAAGGCGUCUGGGGAUAUUUAAUCCCCUUGGACGACAAAGUGAGCGCGGCAUUUGUCUUGAAGAAGCGCGAUGGCUGUUCUGGCCGUGACGAACUCUCGAAAGAUAAAGCCAACAAGAGAAAUCUGGCUCGCAAACAAGGGACAAUCGAACACCCGGAGGCUACCUGUUCGGUCGUCACCCAGAAUGUGAAGAAAAAGGGCGAUAUAGUGGCUGUGUUGGAGGAUCUUUCCAGCAAUGGAACAUUCGUAAAUGAUGCGAUUGUGGGUCGCAACAAGCACCGAGAGCUCGAGGAUGGAGACGAAGUGUCCAUCUUGAAUGAAGCGCGUUUUGUCUUUCGCUAUCCUCGGACACGAGACACCAAUGGUUUCAGUCAACAAUACCGGAUUCUCCAGCAGCUAGGGAAAGGUCAUUUUGCUACUGUUUACCUCUGUGUUGAGCGAGCCACUGGGAAGCAAUUUGCUGUCAAAGUCUUUGAAAAACGAUCAGGCGAUUCGCAGAAAACACAGACCGACACCUUGCAGCAGGAGAUUGCCCUUUUGAUGGGAGUCAAUCACCCCAAUCUCCUCUGUCUGAGGGAUAUUUUCGAUGAGAACGAUGGAGCUUAUUUAGUUCUUGAACUAGCCCCCGAAGGUGAGCUGUUCAAUUUGAUUGUAAGCAAGCAAAAGCUCAGUGAAGCCGAAACCCGUCAUGUGUUCCGACAACUUUUCGAGGGAUUGAAGUAUUUGGUAAGAACUUUCCAAGUCAUCAAACAAUGGAUCAACUUCGAGGCUGACGCCCCUUCUCAGCACGACCGAGGGAUUGUGCAUCGCGAUAUCAAACCCGAGAACAUUCUCGUUGCAGACAAAAAACUGACGGUCAAAUUGGGAGACUUCGGACUUGCUAAGAUUAUUGGAGAAGAUUCUUUUACGACGACCUUGUGA